AUGUUGACGCUCAACCGCGCCAAGGAACCUCACGCCGGUCUGGACAUUGACCUGAUGAUCGAAACCAUAGAAGAAGUGAACCUCAACCUGAAGUUGGAGGCGACGAAAAAGAAACAAGCCAAGCAAGAAGCCGAAGCCAAGGCCAAGCAAGAAGCCGAAGCCAAGGCAAAGGCUGAUGCUGAAGAGGCCAAGAAGAAGGAGGCCGACUCCAAGACCGCCAAGAAGGAGGAGAAGGCCAAGCAAGAAGCCGAAGCCAAGGCCAAGCAAGAAGCCGAAGCCAAGGCAAAGGCUGAUGCUGAAGAGGCCAAGAAGAAGGAGGCCGACUCCAAGAUCUCCAAGAAGGAGGAGAAGGCCAAGCAAGAAGCCGAAGCCAAGGCCAAGCAAGAAGCCGAAGCCAAGGCAAAGGCUGAUGCUGAAGAGGCCAAGAAGAAGGAGGCCGACCCAAGACCGCCAAGAAGGAGGAGAAGGCCAAGCAAGAAGCCGAAGCCAAGGCCAAGCAAGAAGCCGAAGCCAAGGCAAAGGCUGAUGCUGAAGAGGCCAAGAAGAAGGAGAGGCCAAGAAGAAGGAGGUCGAUUCAAGACCGCCAAGAAGGAGGACAAGGCCCAGAAGGAGGCCGAGGAGAAGGCCAAGAAGGCCGCCCAAGAGCUCAAAGGAGCUCAAAGUGGCGAGCAGGAGGGCGAGAGCAUCGAGGAAGGAGGAGAAGGCCAAGAAGCCGAAGCCAAGGAAGCCGAAGCCAAGGCUCAAGAAGCCGAAGCCAAGGCAAAGGCUGAUGCUGAAGAGGCCAAGAAGAAGGAGGCCGACUCCAAGACCGCCAAGAAGGAGGAGAAGGCCAAGCAAGAAGCCGAAGCCAAGGCCAAGCAGGAAGCCGAAGCCAAGGCAAAGGCUGAUGCUGAAGAGGCCAAGAAGAAGGAGGCCGACUCCAAGAUCUCCAAGAAGGAGGAGAAGGCCAAGCAAGAAGCCGAAGCCAAGGCCAAGCAAGAAGCCGAAGCCAAGGCAAAGGCUGAUGCUGAAGAGGCCAAGAAGAAGGAGGCCGACUCCAAGACCGCCAAGAAGGAGGAGAAGGCCAAGCAAGAAGCCGAAGCCAAGGCCAAGCAAGAAGCCGAAGCCAAGGCAAAGGCUGAUGCUGAAGAGGCCAAGAAGAAGGAGGCCGACUCCAAGAUCUCCAAGAAGGAGGAGAAGGCCAAGCAAGAAGCCGAAGCCAAGGCCAAGCAAGAAGCCGAAGCCAAGGCAAAGGCUGAUGCUGAAGAGGCCAAGAAGAAGGAGGCCGACCCCAAGAUCGCCAAGAAGGAGGAGAAGGCCAAGAAGCGCCAAGGC
Messenger RNA from Mesorhabditis spiculigera, 1314 nucleotides. Lineage: Eukaryota; Metazoa; Nematoda; Chromadorea; Rhabditida; Rhabditidae. The record is from the annotation of a GenBank genome assembly.